Molecule: messenger RNA, 1693 nt
Organism: Camarhynchus parvulus
Lineage: Eukaryota; Metazoa; Chordata; Aves; Passeriformes; Thraupidae
Gene: RPS6KB2
Product: ribosomal protein S6 kinase B2
Exons: 15
Coding region: 269-1693 (474 amino acids)
Biological process (GO): signal transduction; protein phosphorylation
Molecular function (GO): ATP binding; protein serine/threonine kinase activity
Source: RefSeq, a predicted model, not a curated record
UAAAGGCUGUGAGCGGCCGCGCUGUCUCUGUCCUGUUCCUGCGCCACCCCCGGCACCCCCCGUGCCCGUGUCCCCCGCGCUGGGGACACCCCGGUGACGCGCACGGGGGCGUGGCCGUGGGAGGGGCGUGGCUAUGGGCGUGGCCAGCACGGCGGGUUCCCCGGGGUCCCGAUAAGGCGGUGCCACGGGGGGCGUGGCGGGGGCGUGACCACCGUGAGGGGGCGUGGCAAUCGGGGCGGGUCCCCGGGGGUCCCGGCACGGCGCCGUCAUGGCGGGGGUGUUCGACAUCGACCUGGAGACCGAGGAGGGCAGCGACGGGGACGAGCCCGAGCUGGGCGCCGAGAUGGAGCUGGAGCCCCGGGGAAACGGCCUGGAGCCGGUGGGACACUAUGAAGAGAUCGAGAUUUCCGAGAGCAGCGUCAACAAUGGCCCCGAGCACAUCGGCCCGCACUGCUUCGAGCUGCUCCGCGUCCUGGGCAAGGGUGGCUACGGCAAGGUGUUCCAGGUGCGCAAAGUGCAGGGCACCAACACGGGCAAGAUCUUCGCCAUGAAGGUCCUGAAGAAGGCCAAGAUCGCCUGCAACGCCAAGGACACGGCGCACACCCGGGCCGAGAGGAACAUCCUGGAGGCCGUCAAGCACCCCUUCAUCGUGGACCUCAUCUACGCCUUCCAGACGGGCGGCAAGCUCUACCUCAUCCUGGAGUGCCUCAGCGGUGGAGAGCUCUUCAUGCAGCUGGAGCGGGAAGGGAUCUUCCUGGAGGACACUGCCUGCUUCUACCUGAGUGAGAUCACGCUGGCCCUGGGUCACCUGCAUUCCCACGGGAUCAUCUACCGGGACCUUAAGCCAGAGAAUAUCAUGCUCAACAGCCAAGGUCACAUCAAGCUGACGGACUUCGGGCUGUGCAAGGAGUCCAUCCACGACGGGGCCGUCACCCACACUUUCUGUGGCACCAUCGAGUACAUGGCCCCCGAGAUCCUGGUGCGGAGCGGGCACAACCGGGCUGUGGACUGGUGGAGCCUGGGCGCCCUGAUGUACGACAUGCUCACCGGAUCGCCGCCGUUCACCGCCGAGAACCGCAAGAAGACCAUCGACAAGAUCCUCAAGGGGAAGCUGGUGCUGCCGCCCUACCUGACGCCCGACGCUCGUGACCUCCUCAAGAAGUUCCUGAAGCGGAACCCCAGCCAGAGGGUUGGGGGGGGCCCCGGUGACGCGGCCGAUGUGCAGAAACAGCCUUUCUUCCGCCACAUCAACUGGGAGGACCUGCUGGCGCGCAGGCUGGACCCGCCCUUCAAACCCUGCCUGCAGUCGGAGGAGGACGUGAGCCAGUUCGACACCCGCUUCACCCGCCAGACCCCCGUGGACAGCCCCGACGACGCUGCCAUCAGCGAGAGCGCCAACCAGGCCUUCCUGGGCUUCACCUACGUGGCCCCCUCGGUGCUGGAGAGCAUCAAGGAGGGGUUCUCCUUCCAGCCCAAGGUGCGCUCCCCCCGCCGCCUCAACAGCAGCCCCCGCACCCCCGUCAGCCCUGUGAAGUUCUCCCCCUUCGAGGCGUUCAAGCCGGUGGCCCCAGGAGACCCCAUGGAGCUGGGGCCUCCCCAGGCCCCCCCGCCCGAGGGCACGGCCCCCCUGCCCAUCAAACCCUCGGGGGGCGCCAAGAAGCAGAAGGGCGGCCGGGGGCGGGUGCCCAGGUAG